UGCAACGUUGUAUCACAAGGGCUCGAGCAGAGCCACUGGAGGCAGUCGAGCAUCAGACCUCGAGCUCAACAGGAGGAGAGAGGACAACGGCAAAGUCUCUGUUUACUUCAGCACAAGGAUUCACCUAAGCGUUUAUGGAUACUUCCACACUGUCAUGUCAUUUUCACGGUAUCCUUCGUCACGAGACACCCGUACGCUUUAAAUCGCUGCUCGCGCGUCCAGCCUCCCCGCGCGCACAGACAAGGACGGAGAGAAGAGACGUGCAUACUGUCCAAACUAAUAUAAAACACACGCCAGGCAUUUAAAAAAGCAAAUUGGACAGCAUGUCUAAAGAGAGCAGAGGAAAAGCGACCCUACGCAAGCACAGCGCUUCUCACUGGCGCAUGCAGAACAUUGCCCAGGAAUCUGUUGACAGCUCAGAUGAUGAGUUUUUUGAUGCCCGAGAGGUGCUGGAGGGGAAGACAGCAAUGCUUUUAGGGAUGAGUCAAUGGAACUCUAAUGAUCUCGUUGAACAGAUAGAAACCCUGGGCAACAUCGACCAGACUCGGGAGAGCCUGUACCAGCUGAGACGGCAGACACUUGUCCCGCAGACUAGCAUUGAUGGUCUAGAGGAAGCUGAGAAGUGUCCGACCCAUGUUCUGGUGUUGGUCGUUCAUGGGGGGAACAUACUAGACCCAGCAGGUGGAGAUACGGGUGCAAAAGCCGCAGAUGUAAACACCCUAUCAUCAGUGCUGGACAAAGUGUCUCAAGCUCAUUUCCAAACUGCUGCUCAGCACGUGGUUAUCAAGUUGGUGCCAUGCCCUGCCGUCUGCGCGGAGGCCUUCUCCCUCGUUUCUAACUUGAAUCCUUACAGCUAUGAUGAGAGUUGUGUGUCCAGCAGUGUUGAUCAUCUCCCUCUGGCCGCCUUACCUCUACUUGCUAUAGCUGCUCCACACUACCAAGAUGCAGUGGCUACUGUCAUCGCACGUGCCAAUCAGGUCUACCACAGCUUUCUGCAAUGUCCAGAAGGACAAGGGUUCACAGGCCAGGUGUGUCUGUUGGGUGAUUGUGUAGGAGGUGUGCUGUGUUUUGACGCUCUCUGCUUCAGUAACAGCCCAAUCCACAACAGCCGAUAUAACAGCACAGAGAAUUUAAAGGACAACCCUGAGGUCAGUCCGAGACUGAACUCCAGCAAGCGGCUCAGCAGAAGCAACAUAGACCUUUCCGCCCCAAGCGAAACCCGGAGCAGGAAAACCCCACUUAACCGCAAACAGAGCGACUCGUUCGAUGGAGACUCCUCCAGCAGUCAGCAUCACCCGUUCCUCAGCAGUCUGAUACAAGAUGGAACAGAUCUGAGACCAGGCAGCGGCACCAAUCUGGUAUUGAAUCCAGGUCGCUUUGACUUUGAGGUAUCAGAUUGUUUUUUUCUGGGCUGUCCUCUUGGACUGGUGCUGGCCAUGAGACGUACCGUGCUGCCUGCUGUCCAGGUGUCUCAGCUCCGGCCUGCGUGUUCUCAAAUCUUCAACCUGUUUUACCCCUCUGACCCUUCGGCAUCUAGACUCGAGCCCCUGCUGCAUUCCCAGUUCCACAAGCUGCCUCCCUUCCCCGUAUCCCGAUAUCAGCGCUACCCGCUGGGAGACGGCCGCUCCAACCUAAUCGUCGAUGACAUCCACAGCUACCCGGACGUGUUUCUGCACGGCAGCACGGUUCCAUCGAGCGGCCCUCACUCCUCCACUUCCCAGUCUGAACGGAGCGCAGUUGGCCGGGUGGGUGGCGAGGUCCGCAGGUCCAGUUUGACCAGCAUGGACAGCCAGUUGUCGGGCUGCUGGGAGAGCAGGCUGAGCAGCACCAUUGCCAACAUCUCUAGCAGUUGGUGGGGCUCUAAGCGGUUGGAUUACGCUCUGUACUGUCCAGAUGUCCUCACUUCAUUUCCCACAGUGGCUUUGCCUCACCUGUUCCAUGCAUCAUAUUGGGAGUCCACUGAUGUGGUCGCCUUUCUUUUGCGACAGGUGAUGCACUGCGACGCUGUGAAAACCCAAGAGAAUGACAACGCUGACUCCGCCCCCUUUUCACCUUCUAGUCCAAGAGAGAAGUGGCUACGAAGACGAACACAUGUCAAGCUUAGGAAUGUCACCGGCAACCACAGAGUUAAUGAUGUCAUCGCCACCGAGGACGGGCCACAGACGCUGGUUGGUCGCUUUAUGUAUGGACCGCUGGAUAUGGUGACCCUGACUGGUGAAAAGGUGGAUGUGUACGUGAUGACCCAGCCACAGUCUGGUCGCUGGGUGCAUCUAGACACUGAAGUCACCAACAGCAGUGGCAGGGUGACCUACACCAUCCCUAAAACCAAAAAGCUGGCUGUGGGGGUCUAUCCCAUCAAAAUGGUCGUCAAGGGAGACCAGACGAGCGCGGAGGCCUUCCUGACGGUGCUGCCGCGGGGAAUGGACUGUGUCGUCUUUAGCAUUGACGGUUCAUUUGCUGCUAGCGUCUCCAUCAUGGGCAGCGACCCGAAAGUACGACCUGGAGCUGUAGAUGUGGUCAGACACUGGCAGGACCUGGGAUACCUGAUUAUUUACAUCACCGGCCGUCCAGACAUGCAGAAGCAGAGGGUGGUCUCCUGGCUUUCUCAACACAACUUCCCACAGGGAAUGAUCUUCUUCUCGGAGGGAUUGGUCCACGACCCACUUCGUCAGAAAACGAUCUUCCUCAGGAACCUGGUACAUGAGUGUCACAUUAAAAUCAACUGCGCCUACGGCUCCAUGAAGGACAUUUCGGUCUACAGCAUGCUGGGACUCAGCCCCAACCAGAUAUAUAUUGUUGGACGGCCCUCAAAGAAAUACCAGAAUCAGUGCCAGUUCCUGAGCGAAGGCUACGCGGUACACCUGUCCUCCCUGCAGUUCAACCACAGAGCCCGACCCAAGAAGACCUCUUCGGUGCGCAUGGUGCUGCGAAAGGGGUCGUUUGGUCUGUCUGCCAAACCGGACUUCCUGUGCAAGCGCACGCACCUGCGUCGCACGAUGUCGGUCCAGCAGCCUGACCCGCCCAUUACAUCCAACCCUAAACCGGAGCGAGCUCAAAGUCAGCCUGAGUCAGACAAGGAUCACGGGGGUGGAGGAGGAGUGGGUCAUGGGGUGUGGGGACGGGGGUCUAUGCAUCGGGGUGACACCACUCCCUGACCAAAGAGCUGUGGAAAUGGAGGAGAUGAUCUCUCAGUGAACAGCAUCCUUGCAUCCUUUCAGGCCUCUGCUGAUUUUGACUGAAACACAAAUAAGAUCAAUCUCGACUGAUAUGAUAAAAACUGCUCAGCGAAGGACCCACGGAUCUGGCAUAGAUUUAUCGUUGCCUAAACCCUGAUACACCAGCUCACUGUUUUUCUGUAUUCAACAGCUGGAGUAGAGUUUGCGGGAUUGUUUCUGAAUCAAUUUGUGAGCUGUUUUUCAACCAACUGUGAGUCGCUGGAGAUGUAAGCAACGUUUUACUGUGAUGCAUUUUAACAUGUGAUGCAUAAUGGUCACAAAAAUGGAAAGUUUACAAGGUGAAGGAUGAGCUUUAUACUAGAUUUGCCAAAGUUUGCAAGAUUAUUACCGUCAUAUUGUAGUUUUGUUUAGUCCAUGUAAAAUAGUGAGCAACUAGCAAGCAAAUCCGUAAAUUGAAUUUAAUGUCCUUGGGUCAGAAAUUCACUAUACACAUCACAUUAACAGUUUUUCAAUGUAAUUGUUUACCAACGACUCUGUGAUACAAUAUAUUUCCUGUAUACAACUGUGGUUGGUCGCUUAACGUGUCAGUCUGGUGGUAUCUUUCUAAACUGAGGCCUGAUUAGGCAUCUAAAAGAAGAUAUCUUCUGAUAAAACAUCAAAUUUCAAGCUUAAGCAAUACACACCACGAAAUGAAGAGUGUGUAACCUGCCGUUCGGACGGGUCGUAUAGUGCUGACACCGGCAAUAAUCUCUCCGUUUUAAUAUUGCAGUCAUUUAUCUGCUCUAUGGGUGGCUGUCUGCGGGCCGCUUGUGGCCAGACGGACUUGCAAACUGUACAUUAACCUUGUGUGCCAGCGUGGCGACCCCUCGUGAACUCUGUCGCCACCGCUUAUGUUCAGCCAAAACAGAGCCCGAGAGCGACAACCUGCUCCCACCAUGCGUUCACUGAUAGUAAAUCUGGAAGAUAUUUACAACCGUCAAUGGUUUUACUCGUGCCUGUCUCUUACUCGUGUUGUAAAUAUACGUAAGCGACACUUGAGAUGAAACAAAUAUGUUUGAUGUAUUUGCAUGUGGCAAUAGCUGGCUGCAAAAACACACAUCCUUAUAACAAGAUGCAUUUAUUUGAGAAGAAAACAACAUGUGGAUUUAUGAUUUACUUAAGAAAUAACUAAUCAGUCUUAAUCUCGACAUUUUUCUUUUCAAGCAAACCCUUUUGAGGAAUAUUUUCUGUUCACCUUUAUAUACCAAAUGAUCAUUUUAAAUUUGUAUUGUACAGUGAUCGUGGUUGUCAAAUAUGUCGUCUUGUUAACCAGUUUAGAGGUUUGACGACAAACACUGAUAUUGUUUACAUGUAUCUCACACACGCACGCACACACACACAUACACGAGUGGUCGCAAUGGUCUUGUUUAAGUACAUAUACUAUAUUAGUAUCUUCUACUUUACUUGAGGGAAACUUUGGUGUUACGGUAAACUACUGUGUUUGAUCGAAGGACUAUCAGGCUCACAAUGCUGGCUUUUAAAAUCACAGAUAUCCAUAGUUCUUGUAACGUCCCAUUUUUCUUUAAUCGUUCCUGGUUUUUGGUAUUUUGUAUUGGGCUGUCUAUUGAAAAUUGUAAUUUGCAGAAGUAUUUAUGUAAUGGUAUUUUCUUGUAUAUUUAACUGUAAAUGUUUAUAGUACUCUUAAGAUCGUCUGUAUUUACUAUACGUGUGCGUACAUAUAAAUAUGCAAGUCUGUCCGUAUUUUCAAACGGAAAUGUAAGGUAUAUUUUGUAUUUAUUGUAUAUAUUUGUACUUCAGAAAUCGUACUAGUGGCCUUUUGUUUCUCCACAAAGACCCUCCGAUGUUUAAACGUAUAAACUGAGCCUGUAAUUUGUGUCAAUGAAACCACGACAAUGGAGAUUUUAUAGACAGACUUUAUUUUUAAUUCUUUCGUGUGUGUGUGACAAUGUGGGGCAGUGUUUCUAAUGAAGUCUUUGCUGAUUUGUCGUAUAUACAGUAUAUGAAUGUUUUCAAUCUUACCACUAUGUAUAUUUAUUUGUCGAAUAUCUAUAUUCUCGGAUGUUGAGUGAUAAAGUACAUUUGUAUUUUUGAAAAGCUGUCAAGUGCGCGUAAAAACCGCGAAAGUGGCGAUCAAACAAGGUCUCUUGACUAUAACAAUUAUUGUGGUUUAUGAUCCAGUUGGUCUAUUUCAGUGGAUUCACCUGUACCAAGCUGUAUCAACAAAUGUGUUACAAUCUCACUUCAAUAAACCAGCUAGUAAACUCAUCAUUAUUAAA
Misgurnus anguillicaudatus (oriental weatherfish) is the source of this 5452-nucleotide messenger RNA. RefSeq names its product PITPNM family member 3 (gene pitpnm3). The record is from RefSeq and is a predicted model, not a curated record. Gene Ontology annotation, cellular component: cytoplasm. Lineage: Eukaryota; Metazoa; Chordata; Actinopteri; Cypriniformes; Cobitidae. Gene Ontology annotation, molecular function: phosphatidylcholine binding; phosphatidylinositol transfer activity; metal ion binding. Gene Ontology annotation, biological process: phospholipid transport.